Molecule: messenger RNA, 5226 nt
Organism: Ilyonectria robusta
Lineage: Eukaryota; Fungi; Ascomycota; Sordariomycetes; Hypocreales; Nectriaceae
Exons: 6
Coding region: 1-5226 (1741 amino acids)
Cellular component (GO): cytoplasm
Molecular function (GO): ATP binding; nucleic acid binding
Source: RefSeq, a predicted model, not a curated record
AUGAGCCACGAGGAGCUCCUCCUCGAGUGGUACUCUGCCCAGCAGACCAUCAAAGUCGACAUCGUCGGGGAUUUUGCGGGGGGCGAGCCGUUUGCCAUUCAUGGAGAAUCGCUCAUCAAGUAUUGCCUGGAGCAGUCUAGAGUGGAUUUUGACGGCGGCUUCCAGCUCCUCCAUGCCGUGUACGCAGUGGAAAGCUUCCUGAAUGACCUGCAAAAGCGAGGCUGUAACUUUGACAUCUUCUUCUUCCGAGACCUCGAUGAUGUCUGUGUCCCAGAGGGAGCAGCCGCUGCCGAUGCGUACAAGUACCAUCUCACGAGGGCCAUUCUCAUCCAGCACCUUGCGAGAUCGGACAUUCGAUCCGAAGUCCACGAGUUCGAUUCCUUCGAGAGUGAUUCUUUUACCGAAUUUCUAUCUACUCAUUCGCUGCAGUUCAUCCUUUGCCACGAAGGAGAUGGAGACGAAGGAUCGAGGACCGUGCAACUUCGUCACCUGAUCUGGAAGUUUGCCAGCCGCGGGAGACAUGUGUUUGUUCAUUUGCUGAGCGGGACGCAAGUCUCGACUGGCAUGCUCGAGAUCAAGACUCCUUCACGCCAGCCAUCUGAGUCGUCAACGGAGAAAGAGAGCAUCAUCGACGAAUAUCUUGAGCCCGACUCCGAUUCCGAAUUGACCUUGAGAGAGUGGUUUGCUGUUAACUUUUGUUCUGGCGUCCUCGAGAAUCUGUCAUCGGACGAGAUUCCCAAAGAUACUCUGGACGAGCUUCAUGCAUUACUUCUGCACAUGGCCGCACUCCGAGUGUGUUCCCUACAGAACAGAAGAUGCGAAGCCACAAGCGGGGACUUUGAGGCUAAGCCUUUUCUUCGUCUCUUCUCCGAGGUCUCUCAAUCCUUGGCUGCGAGCGAGUCGGAAGAUUGUGAAUUGACCUGGGACCUCUUCGACCUCAUCGAUGGACGGGUCUUCUCUUUCAUGUUAAAGAAAGUCAAGACCAACAGCCCUGUACCUGCAGAGAUCAUGGAAGCUGCCUGCAGUCUCUGGAAGGAAGUCGCCCAAAUCCAAUCCGCUUAUUCGAAGCCAGAAUUCGACAUUGCUCAACGCCCAAGCGCUCCCUCGUCGCCGCCAACCGGAUCUGAGAAAAAGACCCCAGCUAUCCUAGCCUUUGACCACCCGGCCUUCAGCAAAUUCCUUGAGAACAUCAAGGUCGACGAAGCUCAAGAGACCAUCAACCCGGCUGCUAACAUUGUUUUUGAAGACCUGAAACACUGGCAUAACAACAAAAGCAACAACACCAGCAAACCUGUCGUUCCUUUCAACAAGAACCCCGCCCCACUCGGCUUCUUUGCUAGGAAACGCAAGCAACAUCAGAUGUCAGAGAUUAUUACAUAUGCAGCGAGUCUCCAAAGUGCGGCCGGAAAGAUGCUCGAUCCCGAAACCAUUAUUGUCGGGGCUCGCCAUACUCCAAGCUCAGUCAGUAAGCCAGGGAAACCGCCGGCGAAAGAGACGCAGAAGAAGGGUGGGAAGCAGUCUGCCAACAAGGGCGGAAAGGAAAAAGCUCUCAAGGCUGCCCAAGAAAUCCAAGAUCGAAAGAUCCGUGCAAAGCGUGACGAUGUCAUCCGGUUUUGGGCUGAGAAGUGCGCAGAGUUCGAGACGGACCCGAGUAUGAUCAGCAGAUAUCUGAAGGCAGACAAGUUCCUGGCUACACGCUCUCGGAAUGAUCACGGCUCUCUUAGUCCCGAGGUUCGACUCUAUCUGUGCCAGAUUCUUGGCAAGAUCUGGCUUAAAACCCGCGAGAACGUGCGUGAAAUGUCUCUCGAAGGACUGUACCUCAUUUCCAUGAUGUGGCACUCCCUCCAGGGGAUCUCGUGGUCGGGGACUUGCACGCCGGAAAUUGCAAAUGCCGUGCAAGGCAUUACGACGAGCCUACGGAUGCCUCAUCUUGAUGUUAGCGUUGGGGAACCAGCUCGAAAGCUGUCCUUCCUCAUCGAUGUCCAAGCAGCCAAACAUGCGGCGAAGCUUGUUCGAGACUAUCGCAUUCUCCAACUUGAACAUGGCGGCCCUUACAUGGAACGACGAUUUGACUCAAAGCCCGACCCGCGUGUACCGUUCGAGCCGGAUGCUUGGCAACGGAAGGUUCUUGACUCCAUUGACGCCAAUGAAAAUCUUCUGGUCGUUGCUCCCACUUCUGCGGGAAAAACCUUCAUCUCGUUUUACGCCAUGAAGAAGGUGCUUGAGGAGAACGAUGAUGCCGUGCUGGUUUAUGUGGCGCCCACGAAAGCCCUGGUCAACCAGAUUGCUGCUGAAGUCGAGGCCAGGUUCUCGAAGUCUUAUCACAACAAGGCGGGCAAGUCUGUUUGGGCAAUCCAUACCAGAGAUUAUCGUAUCAACAACCCCAGCGGGUGCCAGGUCUUGGUCACCGUGCCUGACGUCCUGCAGACCAUGUUGCUGUCGCCUUCAAAUGCCGCCCAGCCGACUUCCUGGUCACGCCGCGUCAAGAGAAUCAUCUUCGAUGAAGUUCAUUGUAUUGGCCAGGCUGAAGACGGUGUCAUCUGGGAACAGUUGCUGCUGUUGGCACCAUGCCCCAUCAUCGCACUAUCCGCCACGGUAGGAAACCCCAAUGAAUUCCGAGAUUGGUUACGAGUGGCGAGAGGAAAGAAGGGCUCGGAUAUGACCAUGGUGGUCCAUGACGUGCGAUACUCCGAUCUCCGCAAGUUCAUAUACCAGCCGCCGCCUGGAGAGUUCACCUUCGGCGAGCUCGCGAAAACUCCUCGGCUACCUGUCCCCGGAUUGGAUGAGGGUAACGCUAUCAGUCCAAACUUCAAGUUUGUGCAUCCCGUUGUUGCACUCAAAGACCAUAACCGUGCCGCGCUGGACGACCUGACCUUGGAGGCCAGGGACUGCCUCACACUGUGGGAAAAGAUGAAGGAACAUCUUUCGCCUGACCUUAUGAGUAAAUAUGAUGCUUUGGAUCCUAAAAAAGUCCUGCCACACAUUGUCUCCAAAUCCGACAUUGUCGGAUGGGAGAAGGGUCUGAAAGCGGCUCUUCGACAGGUUAUGGAGGCAUCUGAUUCAUCUCUCAAGACGCUCCAGACUAGCCUUGACCCAACGGGGCAGCAAAACGGCGCUCUGAAGUCGACGGAGACGACGGAGAAGUACAUUGAGCAACCCUUCCAAGAGGUUGACCAUGUUGUGAGCCUCUUUUCUCUGGUCUGUGAGCUUCACUCACAGGACGCGCUGCCAGCGCUUGCCUUCAACUACGAUCGUAUGGAGUGCGAGAGAGCCGUUGCUUACAUGGCCGAAAAAAUGGAAGAGAGAGAGCAAGAAUGGAAGGACGGGGAUGCUGCUUGGAACAAAAAGGUCCAGGACUUCAAGCAAUGGGAGAAGCUAAUGGCAGAUCAGCGUGAGUCCAAGGCUGGUGCCCGAGUCAAAGAUGCAGCUGGCGAUGCGUCAAAGGUCUCCAAGCUAGACCUUGCUCGCGAUGAGGGAAGCGCAGACAUCAGCCAGUGGAAGAGCUUUGAUAUAAAUGCUCCGCUGGACCCAUACAGCUUUGCCGAUACAACAAAGGUGCAAAAGUCGGAGUUUGACCAGAUGGUUCGGACUUUGCGCCGGGAAAAGGUCACACCGUUGUUGAUGAAGGCUCUUGAAAGGGGUUUAGGAGUCCAUCACGCGGGUAUGAACAGACGAUACCGCCAGAUUGUUGAAAUUUUGUUCCGGAGAGGAUACCUCAGAGUCGUCGUUGCCACCGGGACUCUCGCUCUGGGAGUCAACAUGCCCUGCAAGACGGUCAUCUUCAGCGGAGACUCGGUCUUCCUCAACACGCAAAACUAUCGUCAAGCUUCAGGUCGUGCCGGACGACGAGGAUUCGAUCUCCUGGGCAACAUUGUCUUCAAUGGUAUUCCCCAUGAACGUGUGUACGAGAUCAUGGCUUCGCGGCUUCCCGACCUAAAGGGCCAGUUCCCCAUCUCAACGACUCUGAUCCUCCGCUUGUUCGGUCUUUUGGAUGGCACCAAAAACUCGGAAUUUGCCAUGGAUUCGGUCAAGGCCUUGCUAUCGCAGAACAAACUGUACCUCGGCGGACCGGAUGCGGAUCUGUCGGUGAGGCACCACGUGCGCUUCUCCAUCGAGUAUCUGAGAAGACAAAACCUCCUUUCUGCAAGCGGAGCACCACUGAACUUUGCUGACCUCGUCGGACACCUGUACUUCACUGACAACUCGGUGUUUGCAUUCCACUCUUUGCUGCGUGGUGGUUACUUCCACAAGCUAUGUGCAGACAUAGAAAAAGAUCCCAAGAAUGUUCUUUUCGAGAUGAUGCUGGUGCUCAGCCACUUGUUUAGCAGAAUCCCUGUUCGGCGCGUCAAGGAGUCGAAUGACAAAAUUCGAAAGGCUCCCUCUGUCAUUCUUCCGAAGCUGCCAGAAGCCGCCGAGACCAUGCUCGUCCAGCACAACGGAGAGACAUUGUCCAUCUUCAAGGACUGCGUCCACUCCUACAUCAACCAAUACCUCGGCGAUAAGCCGGACCGUACGAUGCCAUUUACUCAGACUGCAGUUGGACCAUCGGAAGCUACUGGGGGAGCGUCCCUGGGUUGUGAAGGCACUACGAUUCGAUCUCCGUUUGUAUCCCUCUCUGGAUUUGGAGACGACUUCGACACUGUCCAGGAUCUCUGCUCUACAGUCCGAGGAGAUGUCUUCCUCGAGGAGUCUCUGAUUCCGCAAAUCCAGAUUUGGCCGAAUGACACUAGUACUGAUCUCAAUUCGUACAUUCUGGAUUUCUACAAACAUGGUAGCUUGGAAGACUUGGUGCGCGAGAACCGCAUCAAAGUCGGAGACGUGUGGUUUUUCCUCAAAGACUUCUCCAUGACGCUCAAGGCCAUCAUAUCUAGCCUGAAGAACUUGAUUGGUUUGGAGACAAGCGGAGACGACGACAGCGAUGGGUCGGACGAGAGUGACACCGAGGAGCUCGGGGGGAAACAGGAAGCUGCCAAGCCGGUAGCGGCCAAGGAAAAGAAGGAGGAUCCUGCCAAGAAGAAGAAGAAGGCCAAGGUUCUCGACAGUUGGGAUGAUGGAAGCAGCGAAUCGGAGUCAGAGCCAGCAUGGGACGAUUCGGAUGAGGAGGAUUCCACCCCUCCACCUUCAUCGGCGCAAAGUUCCCUUGGCGGUGGGUUGUUGAAUGUCCUCAAGGCCUUUGAGCUGUUGCAGGAAGAUUACGAGGCCAAGUUCAUGAAGAUCGGAGCUUGA